This is a messenger RNA of Tigriopus californicus, 2537 nucleotides long. RefSeq names its product nuclear factor 1 C-type-like. Lineage: Eukaryota; Metazoa; Arthropoda; Copepoda; Harpacticoida; Harpacticidae. Bases 280 to 1896 code for a protein of 538 amino acids. Gene Ontology annotation, molecular function: DNA-binding transcription factor activity, RNA polymerase II-specific; RNA polymerase II cis-regulatory region sequence-specific DNA binding. The transcript is spliced from 11 exons. Gene Ontology annotation, cellular component: nucleus. The record is from RefSeq and is a predicted model, not a curated record. Gene Ontology annotation, biological process: regulation of transcription by RNA polymerase II.
AGACCGAUGGCUCCUUCUUCUUCUUCUUCUUCUCCCAUAGGUCCGGGGGCCCUAGAGUACCGAGCUUUUACCAUUUAGUUCUGUCAAAGAUCGGUGCGUGUGAAGACGUGAAUUUUCGGGCAUAAAUUGAGAACCAGCCAAGAGACGAGGGUUCUCAUCUUGUGCCAAAAGCCACGCUUUGGCACAUUCAUUCUUUGUUGCAACGUCACUUCAAAUCUGGGCAAGAUUACGUCCGGCUGGGUGAGCUCCGGCGGGUCUCCGUACCCUUCGCCGGCAGCGAUGAAGGUGCAUCCACACCAUCCCGGACAUCACCAUCACCCCGCCGUCUCUCACCAUCAUCACGAGCACGGCCACUAUCCCCUCAUGGAUAUGUACUCGGCCGCUGCGGGCAUGUCCCCAGCCACGGCCAUCAACACCAUGGAUUGGAAGAACACUUCGCAGGAUGAAUUCCACCCUUUCAUCGAGGCCCUGUUGCCUCAUGUCAAGUCAUUUGCCUACACGUGGUUCAACUUGCAAGCGGCCAAGAGGAAAUAUUUUAAGAAACACGAGAAGCGAAUGUCACUGGAGGAGGAACGCCGAUGCAAAGAGGAGCUCAUGGCUGAGAAACCUGAAGUGAAGCAGAAAUGGGCCUCCAGACUCUUGGGCAAACUUCGCAAGGACAUUGCUCAAGAAUGCAGGGAGGAUUUCGUCCUAUCGAUCACGGGCAAGAAACCUGCCAUGUGUGUCCUCUCGAAUCCCGACCAAAAAGGCAAAAUGCGACGGAUCGAUUGUCUCCGACAAGCCGACAAGGUGUGGCGGCUGGAUCUUGUUCAAGUCAUCCUGUUCAAGGCCGUUCCGUUGGAGAGUACUGACGGCGAGCGACUGGAGAAAUCUCCGGAUUGCCUCCAUCCAGGCCUUUGCGUGAAUCCUUAUCACAUCAACGUGUCCGUCAGGGAAAUUGAUCUCUUCCUCGCCAACUAUGUCAACUCAAAUGAUGAUCUGUCAGAAAUGGAAAAGGACGAAGCCCUUAACUUAAAAGGUUACCCUCGCAAUCCGUAUAACGAUGUCGUAUGUAAUGAUGUGAUUGCCGCUUCUGGUGUGUUCACAGCCAAAGAACUUUGCAGACUCUCCAAAGCCUCAAUCAUGACUGGUGGGAGCGGGAUGCAUUUAGGAGCAUCGGCUGCCGUGGCCAGCGGGUCAUCAGCGGCCAAUCUAAAUGGAAUCAAGCUUGAAGGGCCCAAUGGCGUUGGAUCCGGAUUGGGUGGGGUGGGCAACAGCAGCUAUUAUUGCAACUCGUACACACCUCCAGGAUCCGUGGAUCAUAGUCUCCUAUCCUCGGCUUACAGCUUACCCCCUCAACUGCCUCCCUCAUCGUAUUAUAACCACCAUCAUCAAGCCAUGGAGCACCACCAAAAGUAUUCUCACCCAUCUCACGGCGAAAACGGACAUCACGACAAUUUCACGGACUUCGUCUCUCUCGUUUGUCAAGAAGGAGGCGGGGGCGGUGCGGGCGGAGUCGGUCCCGGCCAUCCGGCCACCCGAAGCCCAUACCAUGCCUAUCAUCAUCCACACGCUGCGGGUACGGCCGGGUCCAUGGCGGCUGCCGCCCUCUCGGCGGCCCAGCAUCAUCAUCACAUGGCCAGACCGUUGGCACUCAGAACGCACGACUCUGGAGAUGCAACUCAUUCUCCACCCCCUUCCAGUGGAUUGGGCAGUUCAGGAUCUCACCACGGCCCCCAAGGAACCUCCCCCACUCACCUGCAGUCCAUUGAGAACGCUGAACGACGGCACUCCCCCACUUCAGAGACAUCAAGUUCAACCGGUGGACAAGAUCUAACUUCGAGGUCAACUAAUCAAGAGGGUGGCCAAAGCAGCUCUAACAAUGCUCCUGAGAAUUUGGCACAGGUCUUUAUGUGAAGGAGAACCUCCUCACUGAUCCCUUGCCAAGGAGUGAGCAGUCAAGAUGGACUUUGCACUAACACGUUUUUGGCAAUCGUGAACGGGAAAAAGCCAAGAGGAGCGCGAAGAAAAUAGAACUAGUGAGAAACGGCACCCUCCGCCAGUGUUAUGGAAUUGUGUGUAAAUGAGACUUAGAAUUACUGAGCUUAGCCACCAUCAGCCAACCAUCAUCAGCUUUCUAGACCAAUGUCCUAGAUUUUUAGAAAUGAAUUCAUCCCCUCCCUCUCGUCACGUUCUAAAAGUCCGUAUCAGCUCAUAGCUGAUACAUCCAAACCCUACCCCCCCCUCUCAUGUUCGUAGAGAAUUCAUAAGUUUUCGAUUCGAUGUUGAUUUAUUCUCUCCUUUUUACAUAUGUAGACCUGUUAUUUCCAUUUUGUUGGGCUGUGAUAUUUGAUUUCUAAUUGAUAUUAUUAUCAUCUAUUCCAUGAUAAUGAUCACACAUAUUCCUGGAAAUCCUCUGAUGUGAAAGAAGAACGAAUCUCCCCACUAUUCAUCAAAAUCACUCAUUCUCAUCAAGCAGAAUUAUAAUAAAUCAUAAUUGUGUUAAUAUUCAUCCGCGAAUAACAUAUGUUCAGCAAUAAAAUCACCAAAUUUUGGAG